AUGACUGAUCAAGAAGAUAUUCGAUUACAAACAUUAACUAAAUACAAGGAACUUAAUGAACAAUUACGUGAAUUUCUUAAAUAUGUACUUCUAUUUGAAAAAUCUUCAUCAUUAAAUGAACAAAUUAAUUCAAAUAUAAAUGAUAAUGGUGGUAUAUCAUUAUUAUCAGUAAAAAAUGAUUUACUUCUUCAUUAUUUAAUUAAUCUUGUUGCUGUUAUGCAUCGUCGUUCAACAUCAAAUCAAUCAUUAAAUUCAUCAUCAACACGUUCAAUUAUAUUACGUCUUUGUGAAAUUCGUACAUUUAUUGAAAAAAUUCGUCCUAUUGAACAAAAAUUACAAUAUCAAAUGGAUAAAUUACUUAAAAAUAAUAUUGAUCAACAACUUAAUUAUCAUCCUAAUAUUGAAAAUUUUGAUGAAGAUAUUAAUGAAAAUGAAGAAAUACAUCUUAAUAAUGAUAAUACACAACAUGAAGAAGACAAACAAAAAACAAAAAUUUAUCGACCACCAAAACUUGUACCUGUUGAAUAUAAUGAUGAUUUUGAUGAUAAAAAUGAAAAAGGAACAAUUAAUAAUAAACGUCUUGAAUAUCUUAAACGACGUGCUUAUCAUUCAGAUAUUUUAGACGAUUAUAAAAAUAAAUAUUCCGAUGCACCCGAAGAAAUUUAUAAUAGUGAACGUAGUCGUUUAUUACAACAAAAUCGUACAUAUAAAGAAAAAAUUGCUUAUGAAGAAGAAUAUUUAAAACGUUUACCACAAACAAAACGUGAACGUUUACAAUUACAACGAUCAAUGAUGAAUAAUGAUAAUGAUAUUAUGAAUCAUAUACAUGAUGCUAAUGUUUUAUUUGAUGAUAAUAUAAAUGGUUUAACAAAAAAGAAAAAAGGCAAAAUGUCAAGACGAACUAAAAAACAUAUGGAAAAGAAAAAAACAAAAUCAAUAAAACGACUUAAAUCAAGAAAAUAA
Molecule: messenger RNA, 963 nt
Organism: Rotaria sp. Silwood2
Lineage: Eukaryota; Metazoa; Rotifera; Eurotatoria; Philodinida; Philodinidae
Source: the annotation of a GenBank genome assembly